This is a messenger RNA of Penaeus chinensis, 336 nucleotides long. Its product is annotated as zinc finger protein 558-like. Lineage: Eukaryota; Metazoa; Arthropoda; Malacostraca; Decapoda; Penaeidae. Gene Ontology annotation, biological process: regulation of transcription by RNA polymerase II. The record is from RefSeq and is a predicted model, not a curated record. Gene Ontology annotation, molecular function: DNA-binding transcription factor activity; RNA polymerase II cis-regulatory region sequence-specific DNA binding. The transcript is spliced from 5 exons. The coding region runs from base 1 to 336 and encodes 111 amino acids.
AUGUCCCCAUCACCAGACACAGCAACAAUUAUCCCUGACAUGAUGUUCCUGUUACCCUCUCCUUGGGUUAAGGGCAAGGAAACUUGCUCUAUGGUUAUUUCUGUAGAACAGUUGGCCCUUAAUAUUAGGAUAUUCCAAGCUUUCUACAGUGAAGAGAGAUUCAUGUUUGUCGAUAAGUAUGCCCUAACUAGGCACACUCGUACCCACACGGGGGAAAAGCCCUUCGAGUGUUCCUACUGUGACAAAAGUUUCCCUGUGAAGUAUAAAUUGACAAGUCACAUGUUACGUCACACAGGUGAAGAGCCUUACAAAUAUUCAGUGAAAAUGACAGCUUAG